Chelmon rostratus (copperband butterflyfish) is the source of this 3051-nucleotide messenger RNA. RefSeq lists its product as uncharacterized. Gene Ontology annotation, cellular component: cell surface. Lineage: Eukaryota; Metazoa; Chordata; Actinopteri; Chaetodontiformes; Chaetodontidae. The transcript is spliced from 15 exons. The record is from RefSeq and is a predicted model, not a curated record. Bases 130 to 2253 code for a protein of 707 amino acids.
UUUCCUGAAAACUCCUAUUUCUCAUUUGAUAUCAGACAGAACCUCAAUAUUAGGUGGGACUCGGAAGCCAUUGAAGGAAGUGUGACACACAUCUUAAGGGUUCAUACUCGCUCUGACGGAGCAGCUGAGAUGCUGAACAGAUUCAUUCUGAGCAUCCUGUUGCAGGGCCUGAUUCUGUUCCUAUUAGGCCCUGCCUGUGAUGCCUCUUCGCUGGGGCUGACGGUCCACGCUGUGCCCCUGGACAGCGAUGAUGGGAGAACGGUGGUGGCUCAUUUCACUGCCAUCGCUCCCAGUCCAUGUCCGUCUUUGUCUGGACUGUGUGCUGCAGAGGACGUGGACUGUAUGGUCCACACGACCUCGCUACCUUUCAGCGGCACCAAACCAGACCCCGGCUGGUGUGUUCGCCAGUGGUACAAAACUGUCCCCAGCAAUUACAGCGACAUCAUCAGUUUAGGGUCCGACACAGAAAUGUAUGUAUCUAUGAAUGCGGGACCAAAAGUGCGGGAAAACAGUGGGAGGCUCAACCAGCCCCCUUAUGUGGCCCUCCCUCCUCCACUCAGGGCCCGUGUGAAUUGUCCUCACCACGUCCAUCUGUCGGCGAAAGACCUGGAUGGGGACAAGGUGCGAUGUCGCUUCGCCCGCCCCGAGGACGACGAGUGCAUGAACUGCACAGAGCACUCAUUUAUCGAGCUGGACGAAGAGAAAUGCAUGUUGACAUUCACUGGAAAAGCACCGGCAGGACAGUAUUUCAUCCACCUGAUGGCGGAAGACCUGGUUCCAGUGCCCAAAAUGAGGGACGUUACAGACCACACACCCCUCAGCGCCGUCCCCGUGCACCUCUCUCUCACUGUGGAGGAGUCGUCUUCCAGCUGCACCGAUGAACCUGUGGCCAUAGGUGAGACACCCACAGAGGACUCCACGAUGUUUGUCCUGCCAUACGAAGAGGUGAAAUUCAACAUCAACUAUAUGUCAGAGCUGGAGAGUGUAACAGAAGUAGCAGUGGUUGGUCCCCCUGAACUCUACAGGGUUGGGUUCAAUACAGUCGGCCCCCUAGCAAUGAUGACCAUGGCCUGGAUCCGCGCUGAAAACCAACUGGCCAGCCUUUUGCCCAUCUGCUUUGCUGUGAAUACCAACAAUUUGCAGUCAGAGCCCAGAUGUGUGUGGCUGUACCAAAGAGAAAUGAAGACGCUACCUGCUGGAACAGAGCUGACGUGUAAUGAUACAGAGAUGACUCUGGUGCUCCCUGUCGCCUCCCUGAUUGACAUUGACCUGGCUGAACUGCAGCUCAACAGCCCCACCUGUCCCAUCAACUACAACGACACAUACCUGACUGCACACAUCUCCUUGAACGGCUGCGGCACCAAGACUGUGCAUGCUGGUUCAGAGCUUGUUUACACCAACACCUUGCAAACUGUGCAUACCUCCAUUAUAAGGCGCGUGCCGUCCCUCACCCUCCCUCUGGCUUGCCGUAUCCCUGGAGCCCAGGUCAAGGGACCGCAGUACCAGAUCAGCAUACCCACAGAGAAGGAGACCUUCGGCAAUGUUGAUUUUUGGAUAGAAGUUCAUCUUCCAGGAGAAGGGCCUUUGUCAAAAUUCACAAAAUUCCCAAAGUUCCGCACCCUCCCGGUUUCACCAGGGCGAUUGCGUCGAGAAGCGAAAUUAGCGAAAUCAGAAAGCAGCGACACCUCCAUCAACACCAGGGAUGAGGUGGGGUCCAGGCUCGAAAACCUGGAUCUCCAUUUAAUGUCCAACUGCAGCAUCGAUCGAGCUGAGUUGCUGGUGAGCAAUUGUAUUGAGUCUGAGACGGAGGACUUCGCAGAGUCCCACCCCAUUCUGGACCAAGGGUGUACAGCUUCCAACGACACAUUAGAGAUUAUUACAACAGAAAGCACUUCGAAGAUUUACCGCCUUGAUUUGAGCAACGUACAGACCCAAGGAUCGACGAUGUAUAUCCGCUGCACAGUCAAUCUGUGCAUCAGCACCUUACCCUCUCAGGAAUGUCCUGAUCUGUGUACCCGCAGCCUUAAUCAGAGAUCAGUGGUUAGCAGUCUGUUCACCAAGAGUUACACCAUCAGCUCAGGACCCGUUAGCCUUGUGGUCACAACUCCUGCACCAAAAGCAACUGUCACUCCUACACCAGCUACCACCGUUGCUCAGACCACUGAUCGUGCUCCAGAACAGGCUUCAGCCAUGGCCGCAGGAGUGAUUUUGGCAACUAUCAGCAUACUUCUUCAAAACGUCUUCCUUCACUGAACAUGCUGCUGGGUGAUGUUCUGUUUGAAUAUGGAACACUACGUUUCACCUGCCAUGUUGCUUUCUGGCUCACAUUGGCUGUUGCUACUAUAUAUACUAACACCUGUUUUGUUUGUUUUUAAAGCCCUGACGAAGACCUACUGUGGUCCAAGCAUGUUGGCUAUUUUAAUGAUUUAGCCACUAAAAUAAAGGCUUUUUGAUAUUUCUUUCCUCAUUUGUUAUAUUUCCUUACAUUUGGAGUGGCUGGAUUGCCUUCUUGUUUGACCUACAUUUGCCCGUUUGGGACAUUUGAAGACCUUUCUGGUCACUUCCUGUCAGCUUUCUAUUGAUUUUAGCAAAUAAAUGCACAAAUUCCUUAAAAAUAUAUAAUUAAUAUAAUACAAUAGAGGACUACUUUGCUUACACCAUUAUUUUAUAAUAUUUUGUGUAUCUGACUAAUUUGGAAAUUGGAUGUCAAAAAACUACUGAGCAGUGGAUAACAAAUAAUAACAGAUACACCAUUUUCUCCUUGUGAGCUCUUAUUGCCUUUUGCUGUUCACUGCAGGUGUGGAUAAAAAUGUAGGUGUAUCUGAAAAUCUACAAACAUUUAAGGUAACUCAAACAUUUAAUCAGGCACUUUGACCUCUGACCUUAAGAUCCAGUUUGUGCAUUUUGUCUUCGACCUAAAAAUCUGUUUUAGGCAGUAAAACUGUACUUAUGGUUGUGUGAUGUGCACCCAUCUUUACCUUAAAUGCAAAAAUUUAUUUUUCUAUCUAUUUUGGCAUAACAUGAAUAUAUUAUUAAACGACUUCAAACUGA